UGAUUUACAUGAUCCGAGGUUGCAGAAAACCGAGGGGAGGGAAGAAAACCCUCGGCUUUCAAGAAGAUAUUAUUGGAGAACAAAUUGAAAUUACGACGUUCAUGAUGUCUUUGUAGUUGUGAAUGAUUUCAUAUUCGUACCAUUUUUCAGGGCAUUAUCGAUAAAAAAGAGGAGUCAAAAGGGUUUGUCAUCAAGAUGUUUUUCAUUUGGGGCAAAACAGACGGCGAAGCCCCUUUCCGUUUUUUCCGUUUCCUCCUCUCUAAAAAUCCGCCCAGCGGAGGAGGAACAUUCGCCAAUACGUCCCCGUCAGCCAAGAAGCCUGGGUCAGAAGAAUCAAGUCUUUUGAAGGGCCUCACUUUUAAGGUCUAAAAAAUUCUUGAAGUGUAACUCGCUCCAUAAAAAAAAGAGUUGCGUUUUUAUCUCCCUCAUCUCGCACAAAGCUCUAACAUUCCCGUGACAUGGACCCUUGGUUACGACAAGCGGACAGGCAAAGAAAAGGUGAUAUGGGACCUCGGAGAAAAUUUUCAGAUGGGUAGCAUAGCAGAAGGAAGCACACUGUUGAAGGAUUCGGCUGUUGUAAACAAGGUGAUUAUGAAAGUCUAAGAUUAAAAAUGAAAGUGAAAGAGUAAGUAUGGUAACAAGCUUUAGUAGUUUAUCUUUAUUGGCAAGAAUAAGAAAAAAACAAGACACUUCAUUUGAUUGAUCGAUUAUCAUAGUACUCUCUGGCAGCUCUCACGGCACGACUCCAACAAUCAGGAAGAUCACCAGAAAAUACAGCAAAACCUCUACUCAAAAACUUUCUAAAUUGCAGUCUUCCGGUAGCCGCGAUUCACCGGCAAAAAUAGAAGAGUCUGGCGGGAAACAAGAGGAUGGUAAGAUCUUUGCGGGAAGGAAAGGAUUAUGGCAAUGGAUUUCAAGGAGAGAAAUUGAUGUCGAGAGUGGGCAUGUGCGUGACCACCUAUUUGACAUUCAAAAAGGACCUAGAAGAAGUCUACAUCAUGAAACAAAUAGAGUUCUCGGAAUUUGACAAUCCCUACCCAGCAGGAGCUCUAAGAACCAAGUCGCCUGUUCUUGAAAACGAUGGUCCACCCCAAGAGGAUGGCAAUGAUGAACUCGGAGCAGACGAGAUUGUGCGAAAAACCUUAUUUUAAGGCUUUUCCUAAUCCAUCCCUGUCGGCAUCCCUCAAACAUAUGCGCCCCAAUACAAGGGAGAUACUGACGCAUAUGCUUGAGGGAUUCCCACAGGGAUGAAUAGGGGAGAGCUCUAAUUCUUGAAGGGAGAGAACGAAAAUAUUGUUGCUGGUAUCGGCAUAAUUGGAAGACCUACUACUUCGACUUCUAGUAAAACAAAGGUACCAGCACCAAGAACAUCAGAUAAUCUUGGAUCAACGCCCGACAACGGAGUCGGAGUAAAUAAAGUCAUCAGAACACAAUCAUCAGAACAAGUUCUCGCAGAAAGCAGAAGAAGAGACCUAUCUCCAACCAGAGAGCGGACUGUCAAAUCCUCAAAAGAACAUGCGGAAACCACUGGUGUAGAUGUAUCACAAAUAGAGUUGAGAGAACAGCUGGAGCUUGUUCCAUUUAUGGCUACCUUUAAUUAAUUCAACCCUAAGUAACUGAAACUGUGUAUAAUAGGGGUCCCUGCUCAUCAUCAUCUAGAUGUGAGAGAUAGCUCCGAGUUGAGGGAUCCCCAUCGAAGUGAACUGAGGGCAGCUCUAAUGCAUAUCAAACUGAUUUAGCAACAGGCACAGCAACGUCUUCAUCGUCGCUUAUGGAGAAGCCACCAUUUUGCUUUAGGGAAAGCAGCCGUGUCGAUUAUUGGUCGUCGACGCAUGGAGCCUACAUCCCCGCGACCAUCACAGGGUUCGACUUUUAUGCUUUUUUCUGCUGACUCAGAAAAGCGGGAGGAAGCUCCGAGUAAUAGUCUUCGAGUGCGAGGAGUCCAUCAAGCCUAGAAUGAUGAUGAUGAUGAUGAUCUUAUUUUAGCUAUAGCUUUAGCUGCUUCAUCUUCUCAAUAGAAAUAACCUUCAAAUUCAAGAAACUUAUCUACUUGUUCUGUUCUAAAGCCCGCCAACCUGCAGCGCCACACUCGCGCUCCGGGGCAAAACAGAGAGGAGAAACGUACCACUUUCGCACCUGGCGGCGCCCUUGAGGGCAGGAGACAUAGCAGAGUUCUAUCACGGAAAGCGGUGGUUUGGUCCCUGUCGAGUUGCACAACGCUGCGGAGGCAAACUACACGGCUACUUACUCGAAACCAUAGCUCCAGCGGACCGAGAGGAUAUAGCAGCUUCAUCUCCUUCAAAGAUUAUGAUUUGCAUAUAGUUCGUUCAAUAUCUUCAAACUGGGUGACUUCCAUUUCUCACAUGCAAAAAAUUGAUUUGGGUGCACAUCGUCACGAACACGACCAUAAUCCUUCUCUCGGAAUAAAAGAAUAGAAAGCGCUAAUGGUAGUAGGGCAGAACUACAAUCGAGCAGUCGCAGGAAGCGAAAAGAAGAGCAGUUUUCAGUAAGGGAGUACCAUUUGGCACGACGAAUUUUCACAGAACACGAGCAGGUCGUCGUUUAUACUUUCUCGUUACGACUCGGACUCCUGAUGAGGACGCGAAGUGUUUUCAACAGCCAGAGUAUGUACUUGGACCUGUAAAAACUAGUAUGCAAUGUAAUAUUCUCGUUAGGAAGAGGAAGACAGUGAGGGAAAAACUCAUAGCUUCACAAUGUCAGUUUACCCUAGAAUUCCCUUCGCAGCCUCGCCAAAGCGCGUAUGGCCCUUCACCUUAUUUUAUAGCGAGGACUGUCACUUAUCGAGUUUAUAUCUUCUUCUUGCACGCUGUUUCUCGAUUGCAUUGAAUGACGGACUACGAUAAUUGACACUUCGUCCUCCCUCCUCUAAUGCAUUACAGCAGCUUACCGGAGAUCAGUGCCACUGUUGUUGGGGGUGGACUGUCAUCGCCCAAAAUCAAUAGAUCGGCAUCGGAGUUUCCAAUUACGGACGUUAUUUUUUCAGCAUCUUCUAAGAAAAAUUUGUCUAGUACAUCUACAUCCCGCCUGACAGCAAGGGCCACCAAGGAGGUUGGAAAAAUAGUACAGAUAGACCACAGGACAGCCAGUGUGCGGUGGUCACGAGCUGCUGAUCGUGCCGUGGCAGAGUUACGACAAAGGCCUCCCGCAAUGUCUGAAGCCCUACAAGCAAGUCUGAGGACCAGACAGGCGGACCGUCUAGCGGAGAGGUUGGCCGAUGGAGGUGACAAGAUUAUGAAGAUGUGAAGAAUCAUGUCAGGCUAGGUUAUCAGGAGAAGACACACAGCGGCAUGCAAGAACACAAGGGGAGUCACAAAAUCGAUGUAAGAAGACUACUUGCAAGAAGAAGAUGUAACAAAACUCUUCCUCGAAAGUAGAUGUUUAUAGGGCCUCCACCUCUCUCUCUAACACAGAGUCAAGCCCAUCGAAACGCUUCGUGACGAAAUUAAGUGCGUCCUCCUUGGGAGCGCCAGUUAAGACAGCUCGUCAUCUUUUUCUGUUUUGCCAGGUGGUGGGGCCGUCUUUAAUAAUGCUGCUAAUCAUGCUUCUAUUCUUGAGGUUACUCAUUCAAUAUUUUCUAGAUUCAUUAUUUUCUACACGACUAGGAUUAGGAAGGAAUUCAGUCCAAUAAUAGCGAAAAAAGCAGUGUAGUCUUCAGGGAAACUAUUUCAUAGCGAACUACCCAGCACGGAAACUAUUUCACAGUAGUUGGCUUGAUUUGAGUAUUGAUUCGGUAAUGGCGACAGCUAAGCAUCAUUCACAUCAGAAGAUGGUGAUAGCUAACCACUAAGCUGCAGCAGGAAGACGAUGACGCUGCGUCGCUCGAUUUAAGGCCUUCCACAUACACGUAAUCACUUGAUCCUGAAAUCAUGCCGGCAUAAAAAGGCACCCACAGUCCAAAGUCGAGUACUCUCCCUACAACAGUUUGUUCUUGUAGAAGAUAGAAAUCCUGUUGAUGGUCUAGGUAUCAGUCUAGAGGUUGCACUUUCAGACUUGGUCCCUACGGCUGUCAAUUAUGACAGAAAAAGGAACAUAAGUAAAUGUGGGUAUGCAUGCAUCGAGAAGAUGUCUAGAUAUUCUUGGCGUCACGUCUACGCAGCAGUUUCUUCCUCUCUAAUAGACGCCGACGAACUUGCCGACCGCACUUCCAAUGAUGUGGGUAUGAACGAGACCGGGCAGAACCUCGACCUCCCAUCUUUAAGGCUAUCCUCGUAAAAGCAGAAUCCGAUUGUGAUAGAUAAUUUUUGUCAUAAUUAAUCUUCGCUCAUCAUAUUUAAUUCGUUUAUUGUAAGUCCUCGAAAAAGCACCACACAGGGAUGCUUUUAUCAAAUGCGCCCACUCAUGCUAGCUCAAGCUCUAUCAUUUCUAAGAAACAGCGACGACUUGCCAGGGAGGGAACAUUCGCAGCGAGGUCCCAGACUGCUGAUCCGCACCACUGGUGGGCAAGAGCGAUGGGUAGAUCCUGGCAUUGAGCGAAAUAUUGUAGUUUUACCACUGCAGCUUGCGGAGUACCCGGAUGAAGAAGGUCUCGAAGUCGUAGUCGAGGAACUGGCAAGUCCGUAGAAGUAUUCUACGUCUUAGAGGUACCAUUAUAAAUAUAUAGGUACCGUCAGAUGGUCCACCCGGGAUCAGGUGGUUAUCAAGGAUGGUGAUGGAACCCAGGUUAAAAAACGAAUGCUUUAAUUUAUCACGAUCAUUUUUAGUAUCUAUGACGAUGUAUGUAGUGAAGGGCUAGUAACAAAAUCCAUAGGGGUAAGCAGAACCAAUAUCGAUUUUCAUCAAAUAGCAGGGCUGGCGCACGAAGAUCAUGCUCAAAAAGGCAUUAUUUAAGGUGCCUAAUGGAUAUGAGUCGUAAGUUAGCAUCUAGAAAAAAGCUGAAGCUAUCCAAGACAUGCAGGGUGUUGAGUUAAAACUCCUCAUCUAACUUCUCCGAAAUUAGUGGCUAUUGGUAGUUGCAUUACAGCAUUCGAUUAUUGUUUCGCACUGAUUUUCACAUACGCUAGGUCAAUUUUCCUAUACUGCACAAGCAAAAAGGUUUAGCAGGCAAAUCAUCUGCUGCGUUUUGUGUGCAAGCUACAAUCCUAAUUUUGAGAAUCGUGAUCGUGCUAGAUAGUAAGAAUCUAUUUUUAUUUUUUAUUUUGCAUCCUUGAAUCCGAAUAAUGAAGCCCAACGUCUUUUUCUCAGUUAUAGUGCACGCGAAUGGUCGUCUAUGACUGCUAUCAAAAAUCUAAAUAAAUGCUUGGAUAGGUCAAUAACAAUAUUCAUGAGUACUUUUUUUACAGUAGAUCAAGUUCUGCUCGUAAGGUAGCCUAGUAUAGCAGUGAAACUUUUGCAAGUGAGUGACAUUCGUGAGCGAGCUAAGUACAGUAUAAUGGGCUCAAAAAGCUAGAGGUAGGAGCUCGUUUCAGCAUGCAUGCUGUUGUUCUAGAUCCUGUUGCUAUCCUUUUUUCGUGUGUUCACCCUUAAGUUAUAUAUUUAUUUCAUUUGUUUCGCUACAUAAGAUAGAAGAAUUAUUUCAUCAAAGGCUGACCGAGGUGGAGUGAGAGUGGAGUUAUAUGAAGUGCGAAGAGAUACCGAAAACAAGAAGGGAAAAAUCAGCCCCAUGAAGUCUAAAAUCUGAUAACCGUAGCGAUGCCAACAUAGUUAGUGCCCUAGUGAUGUGUAGGAGAAAUUAACCUUAAUCGUGGCUCUUUUUGUAGCUGGGCUCUUGCUUCUUCGUAAAUGGCCACUUUUGCGGAUCCUCCCAACUUCUUCGUCGUGGAGAGUAGAAGCAGAUGAAAUAUGGUUAUUCUCAGGAUUCGAGAAAGCACAAGUUAGUAGUUGUAGUUCCAGACCGCUGAACGAGCGUGCUUCUGACGAAUUUUUUUUGAGAUAAUAUUUUGAAUCCGGAGCAACACGGAACGGAAGAAGAG
Amoebophrya sp. A25 is the source of this 5930-nucleotide messenger RNA. NCBI's taxonomy places the organism in Eukaryota, Dinophyceae, Syndiniales, Amoebophryaceae. The record is from the annotation of a GenBank genome assembly.